AUGGCGCUGUCCUGGAGGGCGCGGCGCCUGCUGGGCCCGCUGGGCCCGCGGCUGUGGCGCGCCGCCUUCGCGACGCCCGGCCUGCCGCUGCACGCGUCCGCGGCGCCCUGCCAGCAGGCGGAGCACCCCAAGCCGGUGCCGAUGCGCAAGCUCAAGGACAGCUUCCUGGACGGCACCAGCAGCACGUACCUGGAGGAGCUGGAGCAGCGCUAUCAGGCCGAUCCACGCAGCGUGGACAAAACAUGGGCGUCGUUCUUCAACAGCCUCGACAGCGGCGUGGCGCCGGAGGCCGUGGCGGAGGCGUACCACAAGUUCGAGCGCGGGGAGACGGCGUCGCCGCUAACGGCCGUCACGCUGUCCGCGCAGACGAUCCAGGAGAGUAUGAAGCUCGUGACGCUGGUGCGGGCGUACCAGGUGCAUGGCCACGGUGCCGCGACCUUGGACCCGCUCGGCCUGGACAACAGGACACCACCGCCUUUCCUGGACCCGGCCUACUACGGCUUCAAGCCGUCGGACAUGGACCGAGAGUUUGUGUUGGGUCAGUUUGGCCUUGAUGGUUUCCUUGGAGAGAACAAGCCUAUUGUGAAGCUUGGAGACAUUGUGAAGAGGCUGAAGGAAGUCUACUGCGGAAAUGUUGGAUAUGAGUACAUGCACAUCCCAGACAGGGAGAAGUGCAACUGGAUCCGUGACAAGAUCGAGACCCUGGCAGAGGUAAAGUACUAG
Ostreobium quekettii is the source of this 723-nucleotide messenger RNA. The record is from the annotation of a GenBank genome assembly. NCBI's taxonomy places the organism in Eukaryota, Viridiplantae, Chlorophyta, Ulvophyceae, Bryopsidales, Ostreobiaceae.